Messenger RNA from Diaporthe amygdali, 1920 nucleotides. RefSeq lists its product as uncharacterized. The transcript has a single exon. The record is from RefSeq and is a predicted model, not a curated record. NCBI's taxonomy places the organism in Eukaryota, Fungi, Ascomycota, Sordariomycetes, Diaporthales, Diaporthaceae. The coding region runs from base 1 to 1920 and encodes 639 amino acids.
AUGCUUUCCUUCGCUCUUCUAGUCAUUCGCCUGGCGCUGGCAAUCUUUUCAGCAUACGUUGCCAUACCCUUGACCCAAAUCUUUCUGCCUUUCUACGUCCCCAGCCUCGUCGUCGUCAUGCUCACCACGGCCUAUGCAUUCCAACUCGACUUCGAUGACAACACCUCUUCGGAAUGUGAUCAUCUGAAGAGGGAGCUUGCUCUAGCAAGGGAGCAAAUGGACACAAUCGAGGUAAUCCUCCAAGGCUAUGGGUGGUUGAUAUCAGAGGGCACGAAUGCUUACGGAGAGUCCUUCACCCAUCUCCAGAAGGCACAGAAAGAUCACGAGAAGCUGUUUGAAGGCUACCAGGAACAGUCCCAUGAGCAAACUGGGUCCAUAAUAAACAUACUCGAGGACCACACAAAGGCAAUCGCAGAGAAUCGCACGGUCGCCAACGAGCAUACCGGUUCGAUAUGCGAUAUUGUUAGGAAGAUUGGAGAGGUAAUCGCAGAUGACCGAAAGAUUGCUCAGGAACACAAAACCGCCACCAACGAGACCCUCAGGAUGCAUGGAGAGGCGAUCGUAGAGAAUCGGAAGCUCGCCGACGAAGAGAAAGCCUACACCCGGGAGACACUCAACAGCUUCAAGGAGCUGAUUGAAGGCAACAUAAAAAUCACCCAAGGAUACGGCGCUCGUAUCGACAAGAUCAUGGCAGACCAUAUAACAUUGGUCGCAGAAAACCGGAAGGCUCUCGACGGACAAAUAAUGUUGAUUGCAGCCAACCGGAAGCUCACGUUGGCUCACGAGACUUCUGUCUCGAAGAUUCUUGAGGAUCAUGCUCGACUGAUCGCAGCCGCCCAGAAGCUUGCCGAAGAGACACGAAAGCUCGCCCAGGAGCACGAGAAGCUCAUCAAGGAGCCCGAGCUAGGCCUAGCAUCCCGCAAGAUGGUCGAAAACGUGCAGAAGUUUGCCCACACGUUCAGAGACCGACACGAUGAGAAGAUUGAAGCGAUCUACACAAAGCUGGAGGGAAUGGAACAGAAGGCUUCGCUUCUGAAGGGGGAGCAGAAUUCGAUGAAGGCGGAACUCUUGGGCAAGGCAGAGGUCGACGGAUUGAAGCAGUGGUUCGAGACCGAGGUUGGCAUGCUGAAGACUACUCUAACGGCCGAGGCUCGAAAUGCUGAGGAGGUGCAGCAGCUUCGUCAAGACCUAGAGGGCAUCAGAAAGCUGACUGAGGAAGCCGGACAGAUAAAGAUGCACUAUCAGCAAGGCCAAUCCCAGGAGAUACUGACACUCCGUGAGGAGAUCAAGCAGCUCAGAGGCGCGGCAUUCCCGCAGCCCAUGGACGCAGAGGCUUUCACCACUGCUGCUACCGAGACCGUCGAUACCGACAUCGACUCCAACAACACCAUGCGCACGAACAUCACCAACGUCACCAACACCACCAAGCCCACCAACAUCACCACUCCUGCUGACACGACCUCCCUCACCUCGCUCGCGAAAUGUGCCGACGGUGACGAUGCGAGCCACCAAGGCGAGUCUUUCUUCGAAUUGAGAGCCACAGCUCCUGAUGAUGGCGCAGGUGGCGCCCCUCUCGAGCCAGUCAACAGUGCAACCUUCCACCCUGGUGCUGGCACACAAUCUAUCGGCGGCAACAACAAUAUCAACAACACCGAAACUCAGGAUUCCACUGCUAGCAGAUCGAGUCUCGCUCCCCAAUCUGGAUCAAGCGCGCUGGGUGCUACCGGCCGCGAAACCGGUAUGCCCGCGGACGACGACCACAACAAUGAAGAGGAUGCAGGUCAGGGCCGUCUGCUAGGCGACUUCUUAGGUCGCAAGCUAGCCCGCGAGGAGUGGGCAGAGAAGAAGAAGCCGCGCCGCAAGACCCGGAAGAUGUAUGCCAUCCAGGCGAAGCAGCGGACUGAGGGCCAACGGGAGUAG